Glycine soja is the source of this 1737-nucleotide messenger RNA. Its product is annotated as pyruvate dehydrogenase E1 component subunit alpha-1, mitochondrial. The coding region runs from base 195 to 1385 and encodes 396 amino acids. NCBI's taxonomy places the organism in Eukaryota, Viridiplantae, Streptophyta, Magnoliopsida, Fabales, Fabaceae. The transcript is spliced from 8 exons. Gene Ontology annotation, molecular function: pyruvate dehydrogenase (acetyl-transferring) activity. Gene Ontology annotation, cellular component: intracellular membrane-bounded organelle. Gene Ontology annotation, biological process: pyruvate decarboxylation to acetyl-CoA. The record is from RefSeq and is a predicted model, not a curated record.
CCGAAGUGCCAAAGUACUUUCUCUCUCUCGAAUCAAUUAACUCACUCCUCCCCACACUUUUUUUUUUCUGCUUUCAGCUGCUACAUACAUCACCUACCCCUUCUCUGUUCAUUGCUCAAUUGUUUCCCUCACAACUCAUAACCUCAUUCCCAUUUAACCUUUGAAAAAAUUCCAUACUGUAACAACAGAUCACCAUGGCUCUAUCACGUUUGUCCCACCGCAGCAUCGGAUCCACUCUCACAAAACCCUUCUCCGCCGCCGCCGCCUCCGCCGCCUCCUCCCGUUCGAUCUCCACCUCGGACACCCCCUUAACAAUCGAGACCUCUGUCCCCUUCACCGCGCACAACUGCGACCCCCCGUCACGCGCGGUCGCGACCUCCUCCUCGGAGCUCCUCACCUUCUUCCGCGACAUGGCCCUGAUGCGGCGCAUGGAGAUCGCCGCUGACUCCCUCUACAAGGCCAAGCUCAUCCGCGGCUUCUGCCACCUCUACGACGGCCAGGAGGCCGUCGCCGUCGGCAUGGAGGCCGCCAUCACUAAAAAGGACUCCAUCAUCACCGCCUACCGCGACCAUUGCAUCUUCGUCGGCCGCGGUGGCACGCUCCUGGAGGUCUUCGCCGAGCUCAUGGGCCGCAAGGAAGGAUGCUCGAAGGGGAAGGGCGGGUCCAUGCAUUUUUAUAAGAAGGAGAGUGGGUUUUAUGGUGGGCAUGGGAUUGUUGGGGCGCAGGUUCCGUUGGGGUGUGGGUUGGCGUUUGCUCAGAAGUAUUCUAAGGACGAGAGUGUCACUUUUGCUAUGUAUGGAGAUGGCGCUGCCAAUCAGGGACAGCUCUUUGAGGCGCUUAAUAUCGCCGCGCUUUGGGAUCUUCCUGCUAUUUUGGUCUGCGAGAAUAAUCACUAUGGGAUGGGGACUGCGGAGUGGAGAGCUGCCAAGAGUCCUGCUUAUUAUAAGCGUGGGGAUUACGUGCCUGGCUUGAAGGUUGAUGGUAUGGAUGUUCUUGCUGUUAAACAAGCUUGCAAAUUUGCAAAGGAACAUGCUUUGAAGAAUGGACCCCUUAUUCUUGAAAUGGACACUUACAGAUACCAUGGACACUCUAUGUCUGAUCCUGGCAGCACAUACCGGACACGUGAUGAAAUUUCUGGUGUGAGACAGGAGCGUGAUCCAAUUGAGAGAGUAAGAAAGCUGGUAUUGUCUCAUGAUAUUGCUGCUGAAAAGGAGCUAAAGGACAUUGAGAAAGAAGUCAGAAAAGAAGUUGACGAAGCCAUUGCUAAAGCAAAGGAGAGUCCAAUGCCAGAUCCAUCUGAUCUAUUUACCAAUGUCUAUGUUAAAGGUUACGGAGUUGAGACAUUUGGUGCUGAUAGGAAAGAAGUGAGAGCUACUUUACCAUAAUUCAGAACUUUGUCCUUUGAAUAUCUUGCCACCUUGUCGUAGCAGACUCUUCAAAAUAGUGAAGAAUAAAAGGUUCUACAGAGGGUCAUCUCUCUCCCCUAUUCGUUGAGUUUCUGCCCGCGUGUAUAGUGUGAAUUUAUUCAUAUGCUUGGUUAGCAAUGGGGCGGGGUUUGUUAUUUUUUUGUCAUGUAAUAUUUGCGGAUCUAACAGCCAAAGCAUCAUUGUGAUUGAUGCAACUGGGGUGUUCUGCAAAUUUGAGGAAUACAUUGUGCACUACUGAAGAUAUGUAGUUCAGAAUAUUUUAGACACGUCAAACAGUUCAAAAAUCUAUAUAGAUAUAUAUUAAAGAAUA